AACUCCUUUCUGUUCCUGCUGUCAGCCCUGGGAGACUUGGUACAUGUUGCAGGACUUGACAUCUGCUCACUGCUCCUGCUCUGGGUCAGAGGGGUAAGAGGUCCUGUUCUGCUCUGUGUGCUUCAGGGAGGAGGGCCUUGCUGUGAGGAUCUCUACCAGGUCACAGGAGCAGACGCAUCCUGUCAGCAAAGGGAGCAGGCGGGAUCUGCCGGAAUCAAGGCGAGGAACUUGGAUGAGCUCUGAAGGCAUCUGAGUCUUCAUCAUCAGAUUCUUGCUGUCCUAAGAAACAUCGGAACAUCUUCAUGGUCAGAGAAGACAGCACAGCAAGCUAGAGGGAGGCCAUCCUGAUCAACGAGAGACCUGGGGCCUGGUGGAGGUACACAUUCUCAAACCUGAGGGAGAGCAAGUAACAAUCACUGCUUCCUCAGCCUCCUCUUCCUGCUAUACUCCAGUCUGGACUACAUCAAGAGAAACGCCUCAGGGUGAUCUUGUCUCUAGAAUACGUAGGGUGUCUUUUCUCCCCCUACUACCAUGGCCUCACGUCACAUGUGCCAAUUCAAUGAGGGCUACAGUAGGCAAGAAGAUGAGGAUCUGUGCAGCUCAGAGAAUGUUCUAGUCCGUCAGAUCUUGCGACUUGUGUUCCUAGAUGAAAAGAUAGCUAAAUUGUUGCCAAUCCUGCUCCUCAAGUACCAAAAGAAAGAGCCAAUCACCAGGGCAGAAAUGCUGCACAUUGUCGAUGAGGAUUACCAUGUAUACUUCCCUCUGAUUGUCAGUCUAGUCUGUGAGUGCAUGUGUCUGGGCUUUGGGAUUGAUGUGCAGGAAGUGGAUCCUUCUGGCCACACAUAUGUCCUUAUUCCUCUUUUGGGGCUUACUUAUAAUGGGAUACUGGGCAAUGACCAGAUCAUCCCUAAAAUCAAUCUUCUAAUAGUCAUCCUUACUAUUAUCUUCAUGAAGGAUAACUGUGCCAGUGAGGAAGACAUAAGGAAAGUACUGAGAACGAGGGAAAAGUUACCUCAGAGUAAACAUAUUGUUAUUGGGGAGCCUUGGAAAUUCAUCACGCAGGAUUUGGUACGGGAAAAGUACCUGGUGUAUCGGCAAGUGCGCAAUAGUUAUUCUGCUCGCUAUGAGUUCCUGUGGGGUCCAAGGGCCAAGGCUGAAACUACCAAGAUGAAAGUUUUGGAGCACUUGGCAAAAGUCAAUAGGAGAGAUCCCAGGUCCUACACACGUCUGUAUGAGAAGGCUUUGAGAGAGGACCUACAGGAUGCCAUGCUUGAGCAGGACCGCCUUGCUGUGAGGAUCUUCACCAGGUCGCAGGCAGAGACACGUCCUGUCAGCAAAGGGAGCAGGCGGGAUCUGCUGGGAAUCAAGGUGAGGAACUUGGUGAUUUCCAGAGCCUGGAUUCUGAACCUUGGAGUAGCUGAGCGGUUAUGGCUCACCACUCUGUUUUCCAGCAUUGAAGGUUUGAAGCUAUGUCAUGCCCAGAAGCAAAGGGACCCCACAGAGCCUGGCUUCUACCCUGUUAUCAGCCUGGAGAUCUUGGUGAGGGUGGCUGUGUAUAAAGAGAUCGCCAUUCUACUGAGUGGUUGCAGGUGGGAGGACUUGCAGAGACCUCAGCUUGCCAUCAUUCCAGGUAGCCUGGGCUUGGCUGUCAGGUCACUGGUCUCAGUGAGGUCAAGGCCUUGGUACAAGCGUGCUAAAAACAUGAAAGCAGAAUUAGGAACACAGGGUCUAGGCAGUGUCCUCCGGUCACACAAGAGAGGAGGCUCAGGAGUCAAGAUCAUCAUGAUGCCUCAUGGUCAGAGGAGUCAAGACAGUAACCUGGAGGGAGACUAUUCUACCCAGAGUGGUGCACAGGUCUUCGUUGAUGUGCAAGGUCUCGAAGAGACAGUGGAGGAGGAAACAGCAGCCACUGCUUCCUCUGCAUCCUGUCCCUCUUAUAAUGUAAUCAGAACAACACCAAGAGAAGCACCUGGGCUUGGAACACUGAGUUGUCUUCAGAAUUCUCAAGGCAUCUCCUGUCCCCCUAGUGCCACAGUUUCCAGUCAAAAAAAUCAAUGCAGUGAGGGUUCCAGUAGACAAGAAAAGCGGGGUUCAAGACCCUUAUGGGACAUGGACGUUCCUCGGUUCCUACGCAAUGUGCUCCUAAAUGAUAAGUUGCGUAAGUUGGUGUCCUUUCUGCUCUGUAAGUAUCAAAAGAAAGAACAGACCACCCUGGAAGAAAUGCUUCAUGUUGUAGAUGAUGAUUACCGUGAGCACCUCCUUCUGACCUUCAGGGAACUCUGUGAGUCCAUAUGUCUGGGCUUUGGUAUUGAGGUUAAGGAAGUGGAUCCCCCUGGACAUACAUAUGUCCUUGUCCCUGUUUUAGGCCUCACUUACAAUGGCAUACUGGAUGAUGAUGACCAGAUCAUUGCCAAAUUCGACCUCUUGAUAUAUACCCUGACUGCAGUCUUCAUGAGGGGCAACCAAGUCAGUGAGAAGGUACUAAAGAAACAAGUGAUAAAAUGGGGGAUGUUAGCUCUGAGGGAGCACAUUGUUAUUGGGGAGCCCUGGAAGUUCAUCACAGAGGAUUUGGUGCGGGAAGAGUACCUGGUAUACCAGCGGGUUCCUAAUAGUGAUCCCGCUCGCUAUGAGUUCCUAUGGGGUCCAAGAGCCCAUGCUGAAACCACCCAGAUGAAACUCCUAGAGCAUGUGGCCCAGCUCAAUAGGGCAGAUCCCAGGUCUUACCCACAAUUAUAUAACCAAGCUUUGAGAGAAGAAAAUGGUAUGUUCAGGGCCCAUGAGGGGCAAAAUGUGUGACAGGGACAGGGAGUGUUCCACAACAACUUCACUGGCUUAGCCCGCACCUUGUGUGAAAUGAGCCUCAUUUUCAGUCUGUUUAUAGAGAGCAGGCAGUUUUCUAAGUAGUGA
Molecule: messenger RNA, 2907 nt
Organism: Fukomys damarensis (Damara mole-rat)
Lineage: Eukaryota; Metazoa; Chordata; Mammalia; Rodentia; Bathyergidae
Exons: 8
Coding region: 532-2796 (754 amino acids)
Biological process (GO): negative regulation of transcription by RNA polymerase II
Cellular component (GO): nucleus
Source: RefSeq, a predicted model, not a curated record